GCUGGAGGCAGCAAUAAACAGAAGGAAAAUCUGCAGCGGAAAAAAAAUAGAGGAGAGGAAGGGAAAAAAAGCUGCAGAUGUUAUGAUCUGAAACAUUAGUGUAACAUUUUUACACGAAGCCCUUCUUCUAAGAAGAAAGCCUUUUAUUUUUAUAUCAUGGUGUUUUAACUACCUCACUUUAAAGGCUAUCUAAAGCUAUGCUUUAAGAAUUGUUGUCGUUUCUACUGUGUGUGAUCUCGUUUACAACUUCAAUAAUAUUGCAAAGGCAGGCCUUUGCUCCAAACCAAGUGAAACCUUACAUUUGCACUACAGAAGCCCGCCCACUCCUGUUUGUCAAAACCGAGAUCCAGCAAAGGGCUUCAAGUGAAAAAAAAGAGACUUCCGAAAAAUCAGACAAAGAAUUGCAUAAAACAGCAACAAGCGAAACAUAAAUAAAAAUUUCAAAGGCAGCUAAAGCUUUUUUUUUUUGUGAACGACAAAAAACACCCCAGUUUUCAACACCUGACAAUACAAGCAGUCAUGUUUCAACGUCUGAGCAACUUGUUGUUUGGGGAGGUAGAAGAGGUGGCAGCUGAGCUGAAGGGACCCAACCCCUGUGUGACGGAGGCCGAUGAGGAGGGAUGGAUGCUCGUCAACUUGCCUGAAGAAUCUGAGUGCAUGAUGCAAGCUGAGGAUGAGACGGGAGCCCCACUUAUUGUACAUUCAUUCCCAGACAGUAACCAAUCAAACCAUCAAGACACACUAACACGGACUGAAUGCCCGGCUCCAGUUCCCCACCCGCCUCACAAGCGCCGUAGGACACAUAAAGGUCGGGCACGAGGUGCGGUAGUAUCAUCAGACCCCAUGUCUUGUCCCAGCGCUAGCCCAUCAGACUUGGGUGCCACUACACCCGUGACCCUGCCGAGACGGGCCAGACUGUCCACGCCCUCCUCCAUGCUGUCAAUGUCCCCUGGCUCUGGGAGUGAGUGUGGGGGCAGUGGGGGUAGCAGUAGGGCAGGCUCAGAGAGAGGCUGCAUGGAUGAGAGCUGGUUUGUCACCCCUCCCCCCUGUUUCACUGCAGAGGGAGCCACAGCAGAGGCCAGCCCGAUGGAGGACCUGCUCAUCGAGCACCCCAGUAUGUCCGUGUAUGUCUCCCCGAACAACCUGUCCAUGGUCUCCAACAGCAACCUUUCUGUGGUGGGAGAGGAAAGUAUCGUGAGCCUGGCAAGCAGUGUGAGCAGAGUGGCUGAACCAGCUGCUGCUCCCGCUACCCGCAGCACUAUGCCCACCAGGGUGAGCCGUGGAGCAGCUGCCCAGGCCGGAGCUCUGGCCAAGGUCACCCAAGUGGCCAGGGUCCAGCGUGGCAAAGCCCGCAUCGAGAGGCGCCAUCUGGGCCGCAACCGCAUCCAACGCCAAAACCGCACCAGGGAGCAGGUUCCUCGCCACGCAGCCCAUGCCAGAAACACCUUCCUCCACCAGCCCAGCAAGCGUAACUUCUGCCACUAAACUCCCAAGCAACCAGGGGCCAUCGUUUACUCUGAGGGCAUUAGUAGUGCAUAGUCAACUCCAAGACACACACGAUUACAUGUAUUCACCCGCAGCAUAUUUGCUUUCAUUUCUGCACAGUAUAUCAUAUUACACACAGAUACCAGUAGCCUGAGCUUUUCUGUUUUGGUUUAUACACAAACUGAUUCCACCUGGUAGUUUUAUGCCCCAUUCUGCUGUUAUGAACCAAGCCUCCACCUCCAAGUAGAUCUGAGUAGAACCUUACAUACUUAUUGUCCAUUGCAGUAUCCAAACAACUAAAAAAAAAAAGUCUUCAGAAUAUUUAUACAGGUUAUACUUAGUAACAAUAAUAUCUGAAAAACAACAAAAAUGUUUAGCUCUAUUAAUUUUUUCUCCUAUAGUAGUAAAAUAUUCUCCUUUCUUUCACUCUUCCUUGAGGCAUGUUUUGUAUUAAUUCAACCAUUAAAUCCAUUGAAAUAUUUUAAUAUUUAAAAUACUCAAAAUUGGAGAUAAUAAUUUGAAAUUUAAAUAACAAAGUGGACUUUAGUCUAAUUGGAGAAACAGACUUUUGUUUGGUGGAAACCAUGCUAGGCAGAGACAUGUUAGCAUCUUUACAGAGAAAACAACUCAUCUCUCCUAUGAUUUAUAUUAAAGAGGAUUGUAUCCAAAUGUAACUUUAUUUUUGUUCAGAAAAGGUGGAAGGAUAUACCGUGUGUGAUAACAUUGAGAAAAAAAUCACUAGACAUUGUUUUCUCCAGUUUUGUUCACCUGAGUCAAAAAGAGGAAGGUAACGAAAUGUGGGGCAGCCCAUUUCAUCACAGGAAACACAUGUUGUCACUUUGUGAAGGAUAAGAGCAAGUAGACGAUGGUGAGAGGAUGAGCAAAACAGACUAAAGAGUAAAAUAACUGAAUUAGAACUAGAUAGUAUUAAAAGAAAUGUGAUUAACACGAAAUGCUGGUAGGAAAGUGUAAUGUAACCCUCUGAGCAGCCUGUGAGUGAGCUUUAAACAUUUAUUAACUUUAUUAAAGAGCAUUUAGACUGUGCCCUUUUGCAUAUCUCAAAUGUUUUUCUCUGGACAGUGAAAUAAGGUAGCCUCUUUUUGUUAACAUGAAUAUAGUUGUUAUUGAUAUUAACAAGGAUUAUGAAUGUAGUUAAAGGAUAAAGGUGCCUUUGGGUUACAGGGUAUGGCAGGAUAUAGUAAGUGUAGAGCGGUAUUGAUGGUAACUCUUUAUUUUGUUUUGUUACAUUGUUUUCUGCUAUAUAUUGUAACAUUAUUUUACAGUCUUUCACUCUGCAUGGUUCCACCAGAAAGCCUGUUUCUGAUUGACGAAAAGAAAGUACACGUUUGGCUUUUAAAGCCAAUAAAGUAGAAGAUAAAAAAUCACUCCCCGUGGAUCAAACACAGCAUGAUGAUCAUUAAAUGUGUGGUCUGAAAACCGAAGUGAUGUGCCCAGCACACAUCAGCCAUCCACAUGGUGUGUGCUGUGAUCUUAUCCAUGUGAACACCAAAAAAGAACGAUCAAUAUACACGUCAGUCCCUUUCAUUAAAAAAGUCACUGACUGAGGAGGCAACUGUCAGGAGAAAAGGGGAAGAAACGUCUCCUUAAAGUUCCAGCAACAAACAUCUUCCCCCUACAACACAUUCAAAAACUAUCAUCUUGCUUAUGGAUGUGCAACCAGUUGCUUUUUUUAAACUUCCUCAUAACAUGUACUCCAUCACCGUCUCUUUCUCAUUAGCACAUCUAACAGUGUCCACAUAAAGAUCUAGCUAACUGAUAUGUAUUCAAAAACAAUAGUAAACAAUGGUGCUGAAGUGUAUACUAAUGUUUGUAAAUUAUUUGAGACAUGGAUGUAAGUUUGCACUGUCAUACAUUUUGUGAGUCCAAGUUUUAGCGGUGUGCUGUGUGCUUGUUUUUCUUUUUCUUUUGUGAUUUUUUUUUCUUUUUGUUUUGAAUCAAACUGUGUGUGAGAAAGUGUACUGACACGUUAAUGCUAGAAACUCUUAAAAAAAAAAAACAUGAAUAAUAGUCAUUUAUUUCUCUUGUAAAUAAUUACAAAACAAUUUAUAACGCUCCAUUAGAUGUCAAAGCCUCUCAGGACUUGAGUCCACAACGUUGUGUCCAAUGGGACUGAUGAGAAUCCUCUCUCUGCCUCACCUCUGUGCUCAUUAUUAAACCAAGAGGGCAUUUCAGUGGCCAAAAGUGGUGUCUUUGCCCCAACUUCAGUCUCGUGUCAUUGAGAUGCACCAUAAAGUCAGCACUAGACUCAGAGUUGAUGUGCCAUAGGCAAACACUGCCCUCCAGAGGGUCCACUUAGCACAGCACUUGCUGUAUGGAUACUGGUGAGGAUACAGUACAUUGACAUAGUUUUAAUACAGUCUGUACUGGUGUAUUCAAAGGACAGAUUGAGAGUCUCGGAGUUCAUUUUUUUGGAAAAUGGAAAAUGUGUUGUCUUGCUCAGAUCAUCCAGAUACGUAAGAUGAAUUAUCUUCCCUUGAAUCACAUACCACAACUGUUUAAUUUCUGCCAAUAAUCCUAUAAAUGACUUUGUUUUAUUCAAACUUUCUGUUAAUUUAUGAAAUAAUUAUAAAUAUUAUCUUUUUUUUCUGUUUUAAAGAUGACUAUUAUGUAUUCCGUUGAUUCCUCCAAACAGUGCAGGGGUUAGCUCCAAGGUGAUGAGUUUAAUAGACACACACUGUCACACACACACAUAAACACGUUGUGAUCUCACUUCCCAGGGGCGUCCAAACUGAUAUUGCCUCUGAGGUUAAAUUUACUUUGCCUGUUGUAUUAACAUACUUAAGUAGUGAAAACAGGAUAAUACUGAGAUCACAGGUGUGCGCAUGUGUGUGUGUGUGUACAUAAGUGGGUGUGUAUGCAAAAUGUAAAAAUCACCACAGAUAGCUCCUGCCGCUGCAAACCUGUCCUGUUUUCCUUCAUUUUAUUAUCUUUCCUUUCUCACCAGUGUCAUGUAAAAAAGGAAAUGUGUUCUCAGUAUGUUGUGUGUGAUUAAUGAAAGGUGUGGUUUCAGAGUGGAAAUCAUCAAACGACAAGGAGAGAGAGUGGUCACCCAAUGUGUCACACCUGAAUGACGUGAGGGAUGUGGACAGGGAAAUGGAUGAGGCAGGAGACAGAUAGUUUAUAUUUAAAAAAAAAUAAAUUAAUAAAUGAAAUGUAAUGUAUCAUAAAAUACAAUAGAAUAUGCUUGUAUUUUCCCAUUUAGUUAUUAGAACAGUCAUUCACCAAUAGGAUGUUUAAAUGAAAGGCAUUGAAUGUCUGGGGAGUUUCAUAUAUUUAUGUUGUGCCCUGAAAUGAUGGCAGCUUAAAAACACAUGGGGUUUCGUCCAUGUUACGUCUCAAUUAGUACACCUCUCCCCCAAUAAAAAUGAAAUAUAUAAAAUUUGGUGUAUCUGAUAUCUAUGGUGAUUGUGCCUUUCACUAUUUCUGCAUGGUUUUUGUGAUGUACUGAUUUUUCCAUCCCCAAAGUGGAUGGUUGUCCACUGACAGGCAAGACCUAUGCAAAAAUCAACUGAUGGGUUUUCCAGCAUUCAUUCAGAAAAAAGAGGUACCCGCCAAAAACAACAACAACAAUAAAUACUCAGGUUAA
Molecule: messenger RNA, 5092 nt
Organism: Thunnus maccoyii (southern bluefin tuna)
Lineage: Eukaryota; Metazoa; Chordata; Actinopteri; Scombriformes; Scombridae
Gene: tp53inp2b
Product: tumor protein p53-inducible nuclear protein 2
Exons: 4
Coding region: 520-1485 (321 amino acids)
Biological process (GO): autophagosome assembly; positive regulation of DNA-templated transcription
Cellular component (GO): nucleus; autophagosome
Source: RefSeq, a predicted model, not a curated record